GAGGUGUCAUUGUUGUUAAUUCUCAUAAUUCAUAACUCCACCUGUUUAAAAUCCACUGCGGCUGUGCCAGCCAGGUCAUCAGUCGGGAGGAACAGCCCAGUGUAAGCAGAAAUUUCUGCAGUCCAAGGGCCACUCUACUAGUCUUUCUGUACCUGUAUGUGAAUCACACAGUAAACCUCACAUUGUCGCUUCGAAAUGGCAUCCAAGGGCAAGGAGGUUGUUACCGGAAAAUCCUCCUCCGGCAGUAAGCGGGAGCGUGGCGGUGGUGCUGAUGAAGACAUUCCCGGCAGUGGCAGGAAGAGGAGAAACCGCGAGGUUCUUCAGUUCUUCGAGGAUACAGCUGAGGUAGACGACGACGAGAGCGAUCAGAGUGAUUUUGAUGACGAUGAAUUUGACAUUGAGCUGAAAGUCAAGAAAGAACCAGUGAAAAUGCAGAAUAUUCCAUUCAUUCCCAAAGAGGAGGCGAUGGAUGAGGAAGAAUUUGAUAAGAUGAUGGAGGAACGUUACAAAGAAGGUUCUAGUUUUGUUACAUAUGCUGAAGAUGCUUUUGAAACCAAAUCAAUGGAAAGAAAUACUCAUUUUCCAUCUGCUAGGGAUCCAACAAUCUGGAAGGUCAAAUGCAUGGUUGGACGUGAGAGGCAUUCAGCUUUCUGCCUUAUGCAGAAGUUUGCUGACUUGAAAUCUCUAGGCACUAAACUGCAGAUAAUUUCUGCAUUUGCUGUUGACCAUGUAAAGGGCUUUGUUUACAUUGAAGCUGAUAAGCAAUGUGAUAUUAACGAGGCUUGUAAAGGGCUUUGUAGCAUUUACUCUACUAGAGUGGCACCAGUUCCAAAAAAUGAAGUUUCUCAUAUACUUUUUGUUCGAAGUAAAUCUAAUGUAGUUAGUGAGGGAAUGUGGGCCCGUAUCAAGAAUGGGAAAUACAAGGGGGACCUCGCACAGGUUGUUGCUGUAAAUGAUGCACGGAAAAGAGCGACAGUGAAGCUUAUUCCAAGAAUUGAUCUACAAGCACUGGCCCAAAAAUUUGGUGGGGGAGUUUCCAUGAAGAAUGCUGCAACACCUGCUCCUAGAUUGCUCAGCUCAAGUGAACUAGAGGAGUUCCGGCCCCUUGUUCAAUAUAGACGUGACCGUGAUACUGGCAAGAUGUUUGAGGUUCUUGAUGGUCUGAUGCUCAAGGAUGGGUAUUUGUAUAAAAGGGUUUCUGUAGAUUCAUUAAGCUGCUGGGGUGUCACGCCACCAGAAGAGGAGCUGGUCAAGUUCCAACCUUCUGAGAACAAUGAGUCUGAUAAUUCAGAAUGGCUUAAACAGAUUUAUGGUUCACCAAAGAAAAAACGUAUAAUCGGAAAUGGCAAAGGCGCUGAUAAAGGAGAGAGUUCAUCAGGUUCUGGUGCCCAUAAUAGUUUUGAACUGUAUGAUCUUGUGUGUUUUGGCCGUAAAGAUUUUGGUCUUAUUGUAGGCAUGGAAAAAGACGAUUAUUACAAGAUUCUGAAAGAUGGACCGGAAGCACCAGUAGUGGUGACUGUUGGACGGCAUGAGUUAAAAAAUGGACCCUCAGAUAUGAAAUUUAUUGCGUUAGAUCACCGCACGAAAACUGUAUCAAUUAAUGAUACUGUCAGGGUGUUGGAAGGUCCAUUAAAGGAUAGGCAAGGAAUCGCUAAGCAAAUCUAUAGGGGAAUCAUUUUUAUGUAUGAUGAGAAUGAGACAGAAAAUGGUGGUUAUUUCUGUUCUAAAGCUCAAAUGUGUGAGAAAAUCAAGCUUUCUUUUGAUGCUUCCGGUGAAAAGGGUGUUGAAUCAGGCCCAGUAGGCUUUGAAGAUUUCCCAUCAUCUCCUAAAUCUCCUCUGUCUCCUAAAAAACCAUGGCAAACGAAGGAAAAUAGUAGAGAGUUCAACCGAGGGGAUAAGGAUGGAAUGUUCUCCAUUGGUCAGACCUUGAGAAUCCGUAUAGGACCUUUGAAGGGUUACCUUUGCCGUGUUUUGGCUAUACGUUAUUCUGAUGUUACUGUGAAGCUUGAUUCUCAGCAGAAAGUUCUUACAGUAAAAUGUGAGCAUCUCUCUGAGGUUCGUGGGAAGAGUUCUGCUAUGCCUGCAAGCGAUGAUUUGGGGUCCAGUUCUUUCAAACCAUUUGAUCUACUUGGAACUGAAGGGGGUUCUACAGGUUGGACAGAUGGAGCAGGAACAUCAGCUGAUGGUGAUAAGUGGAAUACUGGAGGAGCCGCCACUGAAAGUUCAUGGCCCAGCUUCUCUUCCUCAGGCUUGAAGCUUCAAUCUGAAUCCAAUUUUGCCAAUUCAUCAGGUUCUGCAGAUAACAAUACUAAGGAAGGAGGUGCUUCUUGGGAAAGGAAGAUCUCUUCAAAUCAGAAUUCCUCUUGGGGUGCAGCUGCAGCUGAUGACAAAGCUGUUGCUAAUAAUGAUCAAGUGCAUGGUUGGGGGAAUGAGGAUUGUUGGAACAAAGCUGCUACCAAUAUAGGGUCUAGCAGUGGUGCAACUGUUGGCUGGGGUAAAGCAACUUUGCCCAGUGAAAAUCCAGCAGGUGCUUCAAGAGAUUCUGGAGAUGGCUGGGGUCAGUCUAAACUUAAUGUUGGAAAUUCUACAACUGAUUCUGCAGCAGGUUGGGAGAAGGGAAAGACUGUCAUUGGAAAUCCAACGACCAGUUGGGGAGACAUAGCCACAAAGAAGAAUCAGCUGGACUCUUGGGGCAGUCGUAAGGAUGUAGCAGAAUCAGGAUCCUGGAACAGGAAAAGCUCCAGUGCAGGUGAGGACCACUGGAACAAUGCUACUGGGUGGAAUCAACAGAAAUCUCAGAACAAAGACACCUGGGGAAGUACUGCAGAAGCCCAAAAUAAAGAUACUGUUCAUGAAGAGUCAUGGGGUAAAAGAUCUAGUGCAGGCGAGGACCAUUGGAAUAAGGGUGCUGGGUGGAAUCAGCAGAAAUCUCAGAACAAAGGGGACACUUGGGGAGGUACUGCAGUUGGUAGCUGUGCCCAACCAGAUUCGGGAGAUGCUGAUGAAGUGAAUGGCUGGAUGAAAGCCAAAGUUGAUGGUGCAAGUCAAAUUGCAAAUUGGGGAAACCAAAAAAAUCACAGUGAAGAUGCAACUGGUUGGACUAGAGAUGGAUCUAGUGGCCAGACCCAGAGUGAUAAUUGGAAUAAAUCACAGACCUUUGGUGCUGAUGGGGGAUCUUGUAAUAAGCAAGAGGGAGAAUCUGCUUGGGGUAAAUCAGAUGGAGGGCCAUCUUGGAAUAAGCAGGAUGGAUCCUCUUGGGGCAAAUCAGAGGGAGUGUCUUCUUGGAGUAAGCAAGAUGGAGGUUCUUCCGGAAACCAGGAUAGACUUCAAGAAUUUGGCGGUUGGAACAAGACAUUUGAUGGAGGUCGUGGAUCAGGUGGGAGAAGGGAAAGAGGAGGUGGUAGGGGAGGCAGAGAUCAAUUUGGCAGAGGAAAAAGACCAUUUGGAGAAGAUCAAUCUUUAGGUUGGAAUAAAGGAGGUGAAGGAAGCAAUUGGACAGGUGAUGGAGCACCUUCAAGGAAUCCAUCUGGUUGGGGCAAUGAUCAAGUUGGUGAUUGGGUUACCUCCAAUGCCCCUGAGGAAGGUAGAGAAGGUGAUCAGAAGAAACCAAAUUCUUCUUGGGGGGAUAAUGAAGCAGGAUGGAACAAAAGCAAGGGAGCAGGUAAAGAGAUCGGUGAAAAUUGGGACAAAUGGAAUUGUGCAAAGUCCUCUUUUGAGAAGAAAUCUAGUUGGGGUGAUGAUAAAGGUGAAUGUCAGGGUGAUGACUACAAUUUAGAUAAUCAAUCAUUAGGAGGGCAAACAGAAGCUCCAAAAUGGAAUGCAUCAAAAUCAGUUGAUGGGAACUGGACUACUGAUUGGAACAAAGGAUCUGCUGCAAAUGAAGGGUCAAGUCAAAGUUGGGGUGGAGGCAGCAAAAGCAACAUGGUGAAAGCUUCUAUUGGUGAAAAUGCUACUGGUUGGAUAAGUGGAACAUGUGGGGUAGGUACAAAGCAGACAGACUGGGGUGCUCCUAAAUGUUCCAAGUCAUCAUUGGCUAAUAAAGCUGGUGCUGUGGACAAUAGCCAGCCCUCUGUUUGGGGCAGCAAAAGCAGUUGGUGUGGUUCUAAAUCUUCUGGACAGAAGUCCAGUUGCGAUCAGAAAUCUGAUGAAAUCGAAAAGGAGAGUGAGCAUAAAGAUCAAGAUGGUUGGAAUGGUGGACAAGCUUUGGAUGGAGAGUUGGCAAAGGGAUGGGGUCAAAGUGCUAGCUGGGGAAGGGGAUCAACUGAUACAGGUGGACCUACCGAUGCAAAUAGGAAAUGUGAUUCUAGUAAAAACCAUGAUUCUGAUUGGGGUAACAAGGGUGGCAGUAGCUCUGGAUCCGGUGAUUCUGGCAGAGCGGGCUCAACCUGGGGCAAGAGAUGUAAUUGGAACUCUGGAUCCAAUGAUGCAGAUGGGAAUCAGGGUUCUGGUUGGGGCAAGAAAAAUUUCAACUCUGAAUCUGGUGAUACUAACCAAAGUUCUGGUUAUGGCAAGAAAAGUAGCUGGAAUUCUGGAUCUGGUGAUGCAAGCCGGGAUUCUUGUGGUUGGGGCGAGAAAAGUAGUUGGAAAACUGGAGAUAGUAAUGUCAACCGGGGUUCUUUUGUAGCCAGUGGUGAAGACCAAACUGAUAAUUCUGGCUAUCGAGAAGGUGGUGGGAGUUGGAGGGGUGGUUUCAGAGGAAGAGGUGGUUCUUUUGACAGAGGGGGCUUUAGAGGUAGGGGGGAGAGAGGAGGUUUUUGGGGUAGAAAUGGUUCAGACAGGGGAGGCUAUGGGGGUAGAGACAGAUCCGACAGAGGAGGAUUUGGAGGUAGAGGUGGUUUAGAUAGGGGAGGUUUUGGUGGUAGAGGUAGAUUUGAUAGAGGAUAUGGUGGCAGAGGCGGUGGAAGGAGGGAUCAUAGUGGUAGUUGGAAUGAAAACAAUGAUUCUGGCAAAGACAAGGCCUUUGACUGGAAGAAUGGGAUCAACAAUGAUGGCGAAGGAUGGAAAACUAGUGGCGGAGGCAGUUGGAACCAAGGGGGUGCUAAUAAGAGCCAAACUGGUGGUUGGGGCAAGGGCAUUAAUGCAGUUGGGGAAUCCAAUGAUUCAUGGGGUAAAUCAUCAGCAAGCUCUUGGGGAAACAAGGGAGAUGGUAAUGAUGGAGGAGGAUGGAAUACUAGUGGAGGCAGCUGGAAGCUAAGAGGUGAUGACAAGGCCGACUGGAAGAAUGGGACAAACAAUGUUGGCGAAGGAUGGAAAACUAGUGGUGGAGGCAGUUGGAACCAAGGAGGUGCUGAUAAGAGCCAACCGCAGAGAUGGGAUUCCAGAAAUGAUGAAAGUAGUAAUGAAGCUGGUGGUUGGGGCAAGGGCACUAAUGCAGCUGGGGAAUCCAAUGAUUCAUGGGGCAAACUGUCUGGAAGCUCUUGGGAAAACAAGGGAGAUGACAAUAAUGAUGGCAGAGGAGGCAGUUGGAGCCAAAGUGGUGCUGAUAGGAGCCUAUUGCAGAGUUGUACUUCCGAGGGAACUAGAAGCCAAGCUGGCGGUUGGGGUAAGGAUGCUAAUGCAGAUGGGGAACGCGGUGAUUCAUGGGGCAAAGCAUCCGGAAGCUCUUGGGAAAACAAGGGAGACGGUGGAAGUAGCAAAGGAGGAUGGUAAGUUGAUCCACAAAUUUGUCAUCUGAUUUGUGUUACUUGGAAGGACUGAAAGUUCAGGGAUCUGUAUAUAUUGGUUUCUUUGCCCUUUUUUUGUUCUUUUUUAAAUGCACUAUUAAGGUGUGAAAACAGUAGUUUCUUGUGGAACCAUGCACAAGUCCUUAAUCUUCCUUCACUUUUUGGACACUGGUACUAAUGAGCAGAGCUCGACUGAGCAUGGAUAAGGGAACACCUGUUUUAUAAUGGCCAGUGCAUGGUUAAUUAAGCUUACUUGCAAGUCAUUUGUAAAAAAAAAAAAUGUUUGUCCUUAGAUAAUUCAGCAUAUUAUGUUUUGGUUUA
Hevea brasiliensis (rubber tree) is the source of this 5984-nucleotide messenger RNA. Its product is annotated as protein RNA-directed DNA methylation 3. The coding region runs from base 196 to 5649 and encodes 1817 amino acids. Gene Ontology annotation, biological process: regulation of transcription by RNA polymerase II; regulation of DNA-templated transcription elongation; transcription elongation by RNA polymerase II. The transcript has 19 exons. Gene Ontology annotation, cellular component: DSIF complex. The record is from RefSeq and is a predicted model, not a curated record. Gene Ontology annotation, molecular function: mRNA binding. NCBI's taxonomy places the organism in Eukaryota, Viridiplantae, Streptophyta, Magnoliopsida, Malpighiales, Euphorbiaceae.